Molecule: messenger RNA, 2321 nt
Organism: Chenopodium quinoa (quinoa)
Lineage: Eukaryota; Viridiplantae; Streptophyta; Magnoliopsida; Caryophyllales; Amaranthaceae
Product: pentatricopeptide repeat-containing protein At1g61870, mitochondrial-like
Exons: 2
Coding region: 519-1721 (400 amino acids)
Molecular function (GO): protein binding
Source: RefSeq, a predicted model, not a curated record
GAGCCAUUCAAGACUCUCAAUUAGAAUCUUUCAAUAAUAAUGUUCCGGCGGAACUUCGUCGUAUUUUACAGGAGGAUAUUCGAGGUGUGACCUUGCCACGUCUAAUCCCUCCGUAGGCAGUUUAGUUUAUUUCCUUUAGACUUGUGUGCGUGUGGUUUAUUUUUCUGUUUUUUUUUUCUUCUUUGUAUAUAAUGCAUCUUCAUUCGAAUAAAAAAAAAACCUUAUCUCUUACAUAAAAAUCACACAAAAUUUCUCUCCUAAGCUAGCAAGUCAACAAAAAUUUAUUUUCUACAAUAUUCAUAUUUUUAUCUGUCCAAAUUUCUCUGAGUUCAAAGUGUGCUAUUUCCGUAUCCAUUUAAGUGCAACGAGUUACGAGUCUAUCAAUUACACCCUCACUAGUCACUCGCCAACUCCACUUGAGUAGCACCCAAUCCUCCAUAAAACUUCAUAAACCCCCCGAAAGCCAAAACUAAAACCCUAUUCUUUCUCUCUCCUCAACCUUUCUUCAACCUUCAACAAUGGCGUUAUUCGCCAGAUUUCGAUCAAGAUCAAUUCUUCAACUCCGAAACUACUCAUUAUCUCCCUCAUCAAUCCUAAGCUCGGAUUCCAAAACAAUCUUAACAAGCAAAGAGAAAUCUAGGGCAGCUCUUUCUCUCCUAAAAACCGAGAAAAACCCAGAAAAAAUCCUCGACAUUUGUAGAGCAGCUUCCUUAACCCCUGAAUCUCACCUUGAUCGCAUCUGUUUUUCUGUCGCCGUUUCUAAGCUCACUGAAUCGAAUUACUUCGAGGGUAUUCGCGUUUUUAUUGAGGAUCUUAAGAAACGCCCAGAUUUGCGAAACGAACGUUUCAUUUCACAUUCUAUUGUACUAUAUGGGCAAGCUGGUAUGCUUCAAAAUGCCAUUGAUACUUUUCAGCAAAUGGAAGAACUGGGUAUACAUAGGACUGUCAAAUCACUCAAUGCUUUGUUGUUUUCUUGCAUUAUUGCUAAGAAAAAUAACGAGGUCAAGAGAAUUUUUACGGAUUUUCCAAAAACGUAUAACAUUCAGCCUGAUAUUGAAACUUAUAAUACUGUGAUCAAGGCUUUUUGUGAGGCGGGUGAGUCGACUUCAGGUUAUUCAAUCUUGGCUGAGAUGGGGAGAAAAAAUUUCAAGCCAAAUGCAACAACAUUCACUAAUAUGAUUUCUGGGUUUUACAAGGAGCAGAAGUUUGAGGAUGUGGGAAAAGUUCUAGAAUUAAUGAAAGAGCAUGGACUGAAACCAGGGCUCAGCACAUAUAAUGUCAGGAUCCAGAGUUUGUGUAAGUUGGGAAGGUCAUUUGAGGCUAAGGCUCUGUUAGAUGGGAUGCUUGAAAGGCAUAUCAAGCCGAAUUCAAAUACCUACACUAGUUUGAUCCAUGGGUUCUGUAGGGAAGGGAAGCUUGAGGACGCAAAGGCGUUGUUUAAGAGAAUGAUCAACCAUGGAUGUAAACCAGACACUAAUUGCUACUUCACUCUUAUAUACUUCUUGUGCCAAGGUGGUGAUUACGAAACUGCAUUGCAGAUUGCCAAGGAGAGUAUAGAGAAGAAUUGGGUCCCGAAUUUUACUACCAUGAAAUCUCUUGUGGACGGUCUGGUGAGCGUAUCAAAGGCUGAUGAAGCUAAGGAGCUUGUUGCUCUAAUGAAGGGGAAAUUCCCAAACAAUGCUGAUCUUUGGAAAGAAACUGAAGAGAAGCUAUCACAGUAGGAGGGGACUAAAGCUUCACAUGCUUUGUUGGAUAUCAUACAAUUAAUAACAUUGUAGCCGAGAUGUCUGCUUGGAUACUACUUCGUAUUUUGUAAAAGCUCCUCUUGGUUCUUAAGCCUGGAUACUAAGCUUUUUCGACAUAAGAUAAGGUCAUUAGCUCAUUUUGCUUACUGAUGUUUCCUUAGAAUCUUUUCUUUGUUGACCUAGUGAUGGUGCUUUUUGAAUGGCCACUCUCAUCACUGCUGUUCUAAUUAUUGUUCUGAAAGCAGCAAUAAUUUGUGAAAUCUAGCUAGAGAACAUAUACAAACAGUUUUGCUAUUUUGUAGACGAUUAUUUUUAAACAGCUUUGUGUAGCAUGUUUUGUAAUUUGUAUUACUCCAGUACUUCCUUAGCUGAGGUGAUUAUUAUAGCUAUUGAGAUACAAAGAUCUACCAUUAACACCUCUACAGCUUCAGGGAGUCAGCGAGUCGCACACACUAGUCUUCAAGUGAUUUGUUAGAGAAAGGGGGCUGGAAUUCCGAAUUCUGUAAUGUGCACACCUUUGUGUGAGUAGAGCAUUACAUGCGAGAUCUCAUGUAAAGUGGAAGAGAAUUUUAUGCU